UCGCAGACUUACCGUAUCACUGACAGAAAAUCGUAUCUUCGAUCUCCUCCUCCAACAGCGAUCGCGGCAGGUCGACUAGGAGCAUCAUUCACAAUGGCAACGGAGGCGUUUGCUGCCGCUGACGAGUCCUUCGGUACCAUGGAUACUCCACCAUUGACUCUGAAAACGAUUAACCCCAAGGUGUUGGCCUGCGAGUACGCCGUGCGAGGGCCCAUUGUGGCGCGCGCUCAGGCUCUUCAGCAGCGGUUGUCUGCCGACCCAAGCUCGCUCCCAUUUGAUGAGAUCGUUUACUGUAAUAUUGGAAAUCCACAAGCACUGUAUCAGCAGCCAAUAACAUUUUUCCGAGAGGUGGUUGCCCUGGCCGAUCACCCGGCACUUCUUCAGCUUCCGGAGAUAGAAAAGUUCUUCAGCGCUGAUGCAAUUGGCCGUGUGAAGAGGAUCCUUCAGAAAAUCCCAGCCAACACCACUGGUGCAUACAGUCACAGCCAGGGGCACAUGGUUUGCCGUGAAGAUAUUGCUGCGGGCAUUCAGAAGCGUGAUGGGUACCCUUGCAAUCCUGACGACAUCUACAUCACUAAUGGCGCCAGCCCAUCUGUCCACAAUAUACUGAAAUUGCUGAUCAGAGGAAAGAUGGACGGUGUUAUGGUCCCUAUUCCGCAGUACCCGCUCUACUCGGCAUCCAUUGCUCUCCAGGGAGGCACUCUGGUGCCUUACUAUCUGGAUGAGAGCCACGGUUGGGGCCUGGAGAUUUCGGAGUUGGAGAAGCAAUUGAAGGCUGCACGCAACAGCGGCAUUGCAGUGCGCGCCUUGGUCGUCAUCAACCCUGGCAAUCCCACAGGGCAGGUCUUGUCGGAGGAAAAUAAGGAAGAGGUUGUGAAGUUCUGCAAGAGAGAGAAUCUCCUGCUCAUUGCAGACGAGGUGUACCAAGAGAACAUCUAUUGUGAGGGAAAGAAGUUCACGUCAUUCAAGAAAAUUGUUCGUGACCUCGGCUUUAAAGACAGCGAUUUCACUCUUGUUUCACUGCAUUCUUCCUCCAAAGGGUUCUACGGAGAGUGUGGACGCAGGGGUGGUUACAUGGAGGCAUGCGGUUUUGACCCCCUGGUCAAGGAUCAAUUGUACAAAAUGGCAUCGGUUGAUCUCUGCUCCAACGUUCCUGGACAGAUCUUGAUGUCAGUCAUCAUGAAUCCUCCUCAGAAGGGUGACUCUUCACACCCCUUGUUUGCCAAGGAGCGGGAGACAAUCCUCUCUUCACUAAAGAGACGUGCAAAGAUGAUCGUGCGUGGGCUGAACGGCUUAGAGGGCGUCACAUGCAAUGAUGCAGAAGGGGCCAUGUAUGUAUUCCCACAGAUCCGACUCUCAGAAAAGGCGAAGAAAGCUGCAGCAGAUGCAGGCGUAAAGGCUGAUUCAUUCUACUGCUCAAAGUUGUUGGACUCCACUGGCGUUGUGGUUGUUCCUGGCUCUGGUUUUGGACAGGUGCCUGGCACUUACCACUAUCGGUGUACGAUCCUUCCUGGCGAAGAGAAGAUGCCGGCCGUGAUUGCCAAGAUUGGAGAAUUCCACAGGAAGUUCAUGGACGAGUACCGCGACUAAAUACAUCCAUGCCAGCCAGGGCUUCACUGUGUGUGCGUGUCAAAAGUGAACUGCUAUUGUAGUGUAGCUGUUCGGUAGUAGAAGGGGAUUAUCUUUGGCUCGAUUGAGGGCACUGGACAGUUUGUAAUAUUUGCACCCCCCCCUUUGAACUAGAAAGAAACUAGAAUGCUACAUUACCAAGUGUCCGAUUCAGUCCGAAGCCUGGACACUUGGGGCGGACAGUUGGGGCAGACAUUUGGGGCAGUUGUCCGGGGCUCCUGGACAUCCUGUUUCCCGAAUGUUCGGGAGGGGCCAGGUGUCUUCAGACACAUGGCACCUCUUGCGCAUUGUCAAGGGACCCCCAGAAAAGAUCUGGGGGCAAUUGGACGAGGGCGGGAAAAAAAGUUGGUAGACCGCUGAACUGUUGUAACACAGUCCUGAGUCGAAUCCAGAUGUGUGAAAUCAAAAAAUUCCUGAGGGGCUGGAGAGUUCAACGGCGAUAUCUCUUGGUUGAUUGAUUGAUUGAUCGAUCAAUUGAACCAAAAAAACGAAAAGGCUUGUCGCUUUUCGUGUGGCUCGCAGUGUGUGUGCAUGUGUGCAUGCGUGUGUCCAUGUCUUUGCAGUGAUAAGACGUCCGUGACGUUACAGCAUGUUGUGUCAAAAGGUAUGCUUAUGAGCAAUACUUGGAUGUUCACACUUGAAUAAGAACCGUCAGCCAGCUAAGCGCAUAAAACCAAUGUGCGCACUGUCAUGCGUUGAAAGGUCGUGAAGCAAAAAAA
Chara braunii is the source of this 2348-nucleotide messenger RNA. Lineage: Eukaryota; Viridiplantae; Streptophyta; Charophyceae; Charales; Characeae. The record is from the annotation of a GenBank genome assembly.